Molecule: messenger RNA, 1279 nt
Organism: Diospyros lotus (date-plum)
Lineage: Eukaryota; Viridiplantae; Streptophyta; Magnoliopsida; Ericales; Ebenaceae
Product: NAC transcription factor 32-like
Exons: 2
Coding region: 159-1028 (289 amino acids)
Biological process (GO): regulation of DNA-templated transcription
Molecular function (GO): DNA binding
Source: RefSeq, a predicted model, not a curated record
GACCCACACCCACGUUUAAAUAGAAAGAGUAUAUAUACAAUGAAGAUGGUCUUUUGCUUAUUCAGUUCAGCCUUAAUUGGCAAUCCUCCUCCUCCUCCUCCUUCUUCUUCUUCUGGUGUUGAAUCCGGUCAUUGAUCCACAGUGAGAGCGAGAGAGAGAUGAUGAUGAUGAGUACGAGUAACAAUAGUAUACGUAGCAGCAGUGGCGGCAGUGAUGAACUGGAGCUUCCGCCGGGAUUCCGAUUCCAUCCGACGGACGAGGAGCUCGUCAUCCACUAUUUAUGCCGGAAAUCCGCCGGACUGCCAAUCGCCGUCCCCAUCAUUGCCGAGAUUGAUCUCUACAAGUUUGAUCCCUGGCAGUUACCUGCUAUGGCUCGGUACGGUGAAAAGGAGUGGUAUUUUUUCUCGCCCAGAGACCGCAAGUACCCAAACGGUUCAAGACCGAACCGGGCGGCGGGAACAGGGUACUGGAAGGCCACCGGCGCCGACAAGCCAAUCGGUCGGCCGAAGCCCUCUGGGAUCAAGAAGGCACUCGUUUUUUACGCCGGAAAAUCCCCCUCUGGGCUCAAGACCAAUUGGAUUAUGCACGAGUACCGCUUGGCAAACGUCGAUCGAUCCGCCGCAAACGGAAAAAAUUUAAGGCUUGACGAUUGGGUGCUAUGUCGUAUAUAUAACAAAAAGGGUAAUAUGGAGAAGCAAUAUGGGGUUGCUGGAGUGGAUCAGCCAAAGUUUGAGGCAAUGCCGCCGCCGGCGAAUAAUUUGGUGCAUCAUUCUGAGUUGAUUUUGGCGGCGGACUCACAUUCGAGUGGCUCCGACGUCGGCGAGUCUAAUCCUGUGCCGGAGAAAGAGGUGCAGAGCGGGCUAUGGACGUGGAACGUUGAUGACUUGGAGAAAGCCCUCAAUUUUCAGUGUAAUUACACGGAUACCAACUUUCGCCAAGACUAUUCUUUCCCAUCUCAUCAGGCUCAGGCUCAGCUCUCCCCAUUGCAUGACAUCUUCAUGUAUAAGCCGCCCGAGCCUCUCUCCUAGCUCGCCAGCCCAUGAUUAAAAAAAAAAAAAAAGAAGAAGAAAAAAGAGGCAUAGAUUCAAUACGCCGAUCGAUCAUAUAUAGAGUAGACAUUCCAUUAUUCGAUGUGUUCUUUUCUUCAUUAUUUGUCAUUAGGUUGGUUAAUUUUAAUUUGUCGUAAAACACAUGCAUGCAUUAAUGCUUGGAGCCCAUUCUUGUAAUUUACUUUGUUCUAAUAUAUAAUGUACAUAAUGAUAGAAAUUUCAUUUUCAGA